Messenger RNA from Acanthoscelides obtectus, 647 nucleotides. Lineage: Eukaryota; Metazoa; Arthropoda; Insecta; Coleoptera; Chrysomelidae. The record is from the annotation of a GenBank genome assembly.
AUUUGUUUACAAAAUUUAAAUGGUUAAUUUGCAAUUACAAGGCGAAGGUUUAAAUUUGAUUAAAACAAAGUCCAUCUUAUCAGCGUUUCUUGCCAGAGUUAAACUAAUGACGCAAAAUAUUGGACGGGUCGAAUUUUAUCAGUUCCCCAAUUUGUCACAGACAAGCUGCCGGGAAGACGGCGUUUCAAGUUACGUUCACCAUUUAAAUUCCCUCUAUUCAGAUUUUGAAUCUAGGUUUGAGGAUAUUUUGAGUAUGGUAAUACCACAGUGGAUAAUUAAUCCAUAUGGUGACAUAGAAGAAACGAAUGCCAUAAUACAAGAGGAACUGACUGAACUAAGUACAAACGAAGAACUUAAGGUUCAGUUUAAAAACGGAUAUCAGCAAUUCUGGCUGCAAAACAACAUACACGUUACUUAUCCCGUAUUAUGGAAUCUAGCGAGGAAAUUUUUAAUUUCCUUUCCAUCGUCAUACCUAGUGGAAAGGGGGUUCAGCGCUGUCACCAAUCUCCUAACAAAAAAAAGAAACAGACUGGACAUCGUUAGCCGAGGAGAUUUAAGAUAAACCCUUACAAAAUUGACGCCAAAUGUUGAUAAUUUAUUAUUAAAGCAUCAGGUUCAUCCUUCUCACUAAAAAUAUUGACUUAUUG